Branchiostoma belcheri (Belcher's lancelet) is the source of this 2951-nucleotide messenger RNA. RefSeq names its product calcium-binding and coiled-coil domain-containing protein 1-like. Bases 30 to 2951 code for a protein of 973 amino acids. The record is from RefSeq and is a predicted model, not a curated record. NCBI's taxonomy places the organism in Eukaryota, Metazoa, Chordata, Leptocardii, Amphioxiformes, Branchiostomatidae. The transcript is spliced from 13 exons.
UACCACAGUCUAAAGCUUGAUCACUAGCAAUGGCGAGGGCUGAAACAACGCGAGAUUUGGUGGUGUUUGACGAGAUCCAGAAGAGGUACCGUCCUGAUGAGAGUAUAUUCCUGGUGUACACACUGCACCAUGACUACACGCCGAGUAAACGGGACUGGGUCGGACUCUUCAAGGUCGGCUGGAAAGCCUUCCACGAGUACAUAGCCUUCGAGUGGGCUCCCAAACAGCCCAAACGAGAGAAGUUCCCUCUAGUGCGGAGUGUACACUUCCUGUCGAGUGGCAUGGCCCUGCCCCCUAGCGGCUCACAGAAGUAUAGCUUCCUGUAUGUCUCCCGCAAAAAAGGCGUGGUGGGAAGUUCUACUACCUUUAAAAUCAGUGAGUACCCUGACCAGCUGACGGUACGUUGCCGUGACGCCGGCCAUGACGACUUCACUAUCAUCGAGACCAGCGUCAGCGGCCAGGACGCAGACAGUUUCGUCGUGGUCGACGCCGAUGGCUCCGAGACAGGGCGCGUCAGUCCGAUACCAUGGCAACGGUCUGACGCAGGAGACCUGGACCUCGACUUUUCCGAUGCCUUUGCAGAGUUGUUUAGUACAGGGUCCGUAGAAAACGCGGAGCCGCCGGUAACCGGGUCCAGGAAGGGACGAAGGCGAUCUUCAACUUCCCUCUUACUGUUGGAGAAGCCCGACAAGGUUCGGUCCUCCUCCUCGACGCUGAUUGGCGGGCUGGAUCUUCUCGUCACUGGGGCGGAAACACCCGAGGGCAACCGAACCGUUGCCGAGUCCGACGCGACUUCUGCCGAAGAGAAGCUGUCGGUUGUGCCGUACAAGAGUUUUUUCCAGGACUGCUGUAGUGGCGAAAUGAAGGCUAUGGCGGGACAAGAAGAAGUUGAGGAGCUGAACGUCUACCGGAGGUUUGGUGUUCCUCUCAGCAUGGAGAAAAAAAUCUGGCGGCGAGAGAGAAGCAAAAAUAAGGGGAAGAGGAAGCUGGAAGGGAAAAGGAAUCUCAUGCACUUCGGUCCUCUAACCCUGCGUGACACUAUCUUACAACAGGUUCUUAACUCGGUAUCCCAGAAGGCUUUGCUCAAGGUCAAUGUCGACGCUUUCCUCGCCUCGCCAUGGAUCGGUCAGAGUUCACGCGCUUGCGCACAAGCCACCGUCUACCCACCCCCGAGCCUUCACAAGGCUUGUGACGGAGCCUUAGAACUGAUGUGGAAGGCUGCUGAACAACGCUUCAAGUCUCUGGAGGAAAAACUGCAUCAGGCGAGUGCAGAAAUCGGAGCUCAUGAGAAACGCGUCAAAAUGGUGAACGAUCACAUCAGGUCUCUGCGCAUGCGCCUCGAUAAGUCACGUGAUGAAGUGCCCUCGCCAAAGAAGAGCGCAUCUACCAAUACGGUACCCCACCAUUUCCGUGACGUGUCCGCCCAGACCAGCCAAUCAAAAAUCGAGUUGGGGUCUACCCAUCAGGCCCUGCGCGCCGAGAGAGACGCCCUCCUGGAACGUGUCGCGACCCUGACGAGCGCCAAGCAGCAGCAGGAGAAGGCUGCUCGGAAGCUGUCGUCUGAGCUGGACCGUCUGAGAGACAAACGUCAGGAUCUGGACAAGUAUGUGGAUGACGUCAUCUUCACACUUUGCACCAUGGGAUACACUGUCAUCGAGGACACUAAAGGCAACAGAACCGACCUGUCCGCUGCGUUACCGGACUCCCUCUUGAAGGGCAAGCGGGGGAAACAUCUCAGGCUCCCGGCUCUCUCUGAGGACCGCCCGCUGAAGAUGAAGUCUCAACUACUGGAGAUGAAGGUCCUAAAGACAGAGGCGGAAAAGGCCGAAGCUCAGGCCCUGAACCUGAAAACGGAGAUUGCCUCACAUGUCUCCGAGGCAACCCGACUCCGCACGGAAACUUCCGAGCUGAAAACAAAAAUCUCCGAUCUCGAGUCCGAGUUGGCUCGCCUGCGGGCGGAAAAUGCCGAUCUCGCCACGACAGGUGACGAACUGAAGACGGAAAAUGCCGAGCUGAGGAAGAAAGCCGAGAGUGCUCGGGAGAGGAGCGACGAAGUGUUGACGGACAUGAUAUUCCUGAAGGAGGACGUGAAGGAGAAGGGGCGAGAACUUAAGUCUGCUCUCUGUAGGGAGAAGACUCUUGCCGCUCUGCUGCAGGAAGAAAAUGAGGACCGUAAGAAACUCAGCCAGCAGCUGGCGGCCGCACGCGUGGAGGUGGCGAGCGUGAAGGGCGAGAGAGACGCGCUGGUGGAGACCGUGGAGCAGCAGCGCCGCCAGGCGAAAGAGACGAGUAGUGCAGCGCAAGACAAGGAUCGCGACGCCCGCAAAGAAACGGAGAAGCUUAAGCGCCAGAUAGCUGAGUUGGAGGCCAAGCUGCUUCUCGCGGAGACCACCGGAGGUCUGACUGAGAAGUCCUCGGGCGCUAGCUGCGCAACUCCCGCAGCCUUCAACGCGUCAUCCGAUACUCCUCCUACCACCACCGUCACCACCACUCAUCUCAAGGUGUUACCGAAGGAGGAAGGAAAACUUCAAACCAAGGACCAGGAUUCCUCACUUCGCUCACCCCCUUCCCUGGUGCCAGGUGUGGCCCAUAGGAUGAUGAUGGGAGCGAGGACGACCACUGCGGAACAGGGUGGGUCUGUACCCAAACAGACCGACGAGGUGUUCUCAGGCUAUGGGACGGCUUCACCUGCCAGCUGCGCUGAUGGCAAACACCGGGCUGUUCCCGUGAAGAGGAAGCCGUCCUUGGAGAGCAAGUUUCCAACGUGCUGCAACGCCACCCGGCAGAUUGCUCAGGAGCCUAAGUCCGCGCGGAUCCCCCGGAAGCGCCCAGUCCGCAGCACGUCCGCCAAGAAGAGCCGGUCCACCUGCCCGUACUGCCGCGAACCGUUCCCGGCAGGCACCGAGAAGGCCCGCAUCCUCAAACACAUCGCCGCGCACUCCAAGAAGUGA